CUGGGCGGCCCCUUCCUCUCCUCAUGAACAGGCCCCUUCUUAUUAGUAAGAAGCUCAGUAAUGCUGGGGCUCCCCUCUGUCAGCAGUGACAUCAGAGGGGUGGAUCAGAGAACAGGAUCCUGGCAGUCGGGCUACACUCCUUCCAUCCCCCUGCAGCAGGGACAUGGAGCAGACAGAGGCAUAGUCUGUGCAGACCUGAGGAUUACACAGUAGUGAAGACAUCCAGUGAGUGUAAGACAUCCAUCAGCUGUCCACUUGUGUCAGGAGGACUGAGCAGGACUCAGAGCCCCAUCACAGUGCCUCCUCCUUACUCGCAGAUGCAUGAGAGACACAAUGACCAGAAGAUCCUGGAAAUCACCAACAAGAUCAUUCAGCUGCUGACUGGAGAGGAGGGGGGAGUAUAUAGAGGAACACAGUGGUCUGUACAAGGACGUGAUGAUGGAGAAUCACCGGCCCCUCACAUCACUGGAUGGACCCAGUAACAGAGAUACCCCAGAGAGAUGUCCCCGUCCUCUGUAUUCCCAGUAUUGUACAGAGGAGACUCACAGGGCCCCACAGGAGGAUCAGGUAGAAGAUCUGUCAUAUAUGAAGGCAGAAGAUAUAGAGGGAGAAGAAGAAAUGUAUGUGACUGAUAUAAAGGCAGAAGAUAUAGAGGAAGAAGAAGAGACGUAUGUGACUGAUAUAAAGACAGAAGAUAUAAAGAGAGAAGAAGAGACAUAUGUGACUGAUAUGAAGGCAGAAGAUAUAGAGGGAGAAGAAGAGAUGUAUGUGACUGAUAUAAAGGCAGAAGAUAAAAGGAGAGAAGAAGAGACGUAUGUGACUGAUAUAAAGGCAGAAGAUACAGAGGGAGAAGAAGAGACGUAUGUGACUGAUAUAAAGGCAGAAGAUACAGAGGGAGAAGAAGAGACGUAUGUGACUGAUAUAAAGGCAGAAGAUAUAGAGAAAGAAGAAGAGACGUAUGUGACUGAUAUAAAGGCAGAAGAUAUAGAGGGAGAAGAAGAGACGUAUGUGACUGAUAUAAAGACAGAAGAUAUUGAGGGAGAAGAAGAGACGUAUGUGACUGAUAUGAAGGCAGAAGAUAAAGAGGGAGAAGAAGAGACGUAUGUGAGGGGUGAUCAGCAGUGUAAGGAGGAGGAAAUCCCUACAGAUAUCAGCACAGCAGAUGGACACACAAGCAGGAACAUCUCAGAAGGACAUCUAAUGUUAUCCCCGGAUUGUGAAAUAAAAGAUAAUGACAGUAGACAGGAUUCUCCAGGAACUAACCCCAUUAUCCUAAUUAUACAUCCAGCUCUAUCAGCUGAUCCCCCUGAUCCUGGGAAAUGUUCUCCUGAUCACUCUGAUAUUGGUGCAUCUGUUACAGCUCUGACAGUAGACACAGCGUUUCCCUGUUCUAUAGAUGCCAAAUGUUUUACACAGAACACAAAGGCUCUUAACCCACAGACAGGUAAGGCAGGUGAGAGUCCAUUUCUAUGUUCCGAGUGUGGGAAAUGUUUUACAUACAAAUCGUAUCUUCUUAGACAUCAGAGCAGCCACACAGGUGAGAGGCCAUUUCCAUGUUCUGAGUGUGGGAAAUGUUUUGCACAUAAAUCAGAUCUUGUUACACAUCAGAGAUGUCACACAGGUGAGAAACCAUUUUCAUGUUCUGAGUGUGGGAAAUGUUUUACAUACAAAUCAGCUCUUGUUAUACAUCAGAGACGUCACACAGGUGAGAGGCCAUUUUCUUGCUCUGAGUGCGAGAAAUGUUUUAUCCAGAAAUCACAUCUUGUUAUACAUCAAAGAAGUCACACAGGUGAGAAUCUAUUUCCAUGUUCUGAGUGUGGGAAAUGUUUUGCACACAAAUCAAGUCUUGUUACACAUCAGAGAAGUCACACAGGUGAGAAACCAUUUCCAUGUUCUGAGUGUGGGAAAUGUUUUACACUGAAAUCACAUCUUGUUAAACAUCAGAGAUGUCACACAGGUGAGAGGCCAUUUUCUUGCUCUGAGUGCGAGAAAUGUUUUAUCCAGAAAUCACAUCUUGUUAUACAUCAAAGAAGUCACACAGGUGAGAAUCUAUUUCCAUGUUCUGAGUGUGGGAAAUGUUUUGCACACAAAUCAAGUCUUGUUACACAUCAGAGAAGUCACACAGGUGAGAAACCAUUUCCAUGUUCUGAGUGUGGGAAAUGUUUUACAUACAAAUCAGCUCUUGUUAUACAUCAGCGAAGUCACAAAGGUGAGAGGCCAUUUCCAUGUUCUGAGUGUGGGAAAUGUUUUGCACAUAAAUCAGAUCUUGUUACACAUCGGAUAAGUCACUCAGGUGAGAAACCAUUUCCAUGUUCUGAGUGUGGGAAAUGUUUUACACUGAAAUCACAUCUUGUUAAACAUCAGAGAUGUCACACAGGUGAGAGGCCAUUUUCUUGCUCUGAGUGCGAGAAAUGUUUUAUCCAGAAAUCACAUCUUGUUAUACAUCAAAGAAGUCACACAGGUGAGAAUCUAUUUCCAUGUUCUGAGUGUGGGAAAUGUUUUGCACACAAAUCAAGUCUUGUUACACAUCAGAGAAGUCACACAGGUGAGAAACCAUUUCCAUGUUCUGAGUGUGGGAAAUGUUUUACACUGAAAUCACAUCUUGUUAAACAUCAGAGAUGUCACACAGGUGAGAGGCCAUUUUCUUGCUCUGAGUGCGAGAAAUGUUUUAUCCAGAAAUCACAUCUUGUUAUACAUCAAAGAAGUCACACAGGUGAGAAUCUAUUUCCAUGUUCUGAGUGUGGGAAAUGUUUUGCACACAAAUCAAGUCUUGUUACACAUCAGAGAAGUCACACAGGUGAGAAACCAUUUCCAUGUUCUGAGUGUGGGAAAUGUUUUACAUACAAAUCAGUUCUUGUUAUACAUCAGCGAAGUCACAAAGGUGAGAGGCCAUUUCCAUGUUCUGAGUGUGGGAAAUGUUUUGCACAUAAAUCAGAUCUUGUUACACAUCGGAUAAGUCACUCAGGUGAGAAACCAUUUCCAUGUUCUGAGUGUGGGAAAUGUUUUACACUGAAAUCACAUCUUGUUAAACAUCAGAGAUGUCACACAGGUGAGAAACCAUUUCCAUGUUCUGAGUGUGCAAAAUGUUUUGCACAUAAAUCAGAUCUUGUUACACAUCGGAGAAGUCACACAGGUGAAAAACCAUUUUCAUGUUCUGAGUGUGCAAAAUGUUAUGCACAUAAAUCAGAUCUUGUUACACAUCGGAGAAGUCACACAGGUGAAAAACCAUUUUCAUGUUCUGAGUGUGCGAAAUGUUAUGCACAUAAAUCAGAUCUUGUUGCACAUCGGAGAAGUCACACAGGUGAGAAGCCAUUUUCAUGUUCUGAAUGUGGGAAAUGUUUUGCACAUAAAUCACAUCUUGUUACACAUCAGAGAAGUCACACAGGUGAGAAACCAUUUUCAUGUUCUGAUUGUGGAAAAUGUUUUACACAGCAAUCAAAUCUUGUUAUACAUCAGAAAAGUCACACAAGUGAGAAACCAUUUUCAUGUUCUGAAUGUGGGAAAUGUUUUACACUGAAAUCAGAACAUGUUACACAUCAGAGAAGUCACACAGGUGAGAAACCAUUUCCAUGUUCUGAGUGUGGGAAAUGUUUUGCACAUAAAUCAAAACUUGUUACACAUCAGAGAAGUCACACAGGUGAGAAACCAUUUUCAUGUUCUGAGUGUCGGAAAUGGUUUACACAGCAAUCAAAUCUGAUUACACAUCAGAGAAGUCACACAGGUGAGAAACCAUUUCCAUGUUCUGAGUGUGGAAAAUGUUUUACACUGAAAUCAAAUCUUGUUACACAUCAGAGAAGUCACACAAGUGAGAGGUCAUAUCCAUGCUCUGAGUUUGAGAAGUAAAUCAGCUCUGUUUCACACAAUAGACAUCACACAGGUGAGGAUCCUGUUUAUUCUCAUCACCAUUGCCAUGCAAUGUUCCUCAAGGUUCUUAUUCUAUGUCCUAUGCUUUUUGCUGCCACUGGGUGAAACAAUAAGACGUCAUGCUCUUGUCUACCA
This is a messenger RNA of Pseudophryne corroboree (corroboree frog), 3999 nucleotides long. Its product is annotated as zinc finger protein 585A-like. Gene Ontology annotation, molecular function: RNA polymerase II cis-regulatory region sequence-specific DNA binding; DNA-binding transcription factor activity, RNA polymerase II-specific. NCBI's taxonomy places the organism in Eukaryota, Metazoa, Chordata, Amphibia, Anura, Myobatrachidae. The record is from RefSeq and is a predicted model, not a curated record. Gene Ontology annotation, biological process: regulation of transcription by RNA polymerase II. The transcript has 7 exons. Bases 436 to 3843 code for a protein of 1135 amino acids.